Molecule: messenger RNA, 1420 nt
Organism: Silurus meridionalis
Lineage: Eukaryota; Metazoa; Chordata; Actinopteri; Siluriformes; Siluridae
Gene: mterf2
Product: mitochondrial transcription termination factor 2
Exons: 2
Coding region: 233-1348 (371 amino acids)
Biological process (GO): termination of mitochondrial transcription; regulation of DNA-templated transcription
Cellular component (GO): mitochondrial matrix
Molecular function (GO): double-stranded DNA binding
Source: RefSeq, a predicted model, not a curated record
CAUAGCGGUCACUAAAACGUGAAAAGUAGAACAACAAUGUUUCUUUGGCCAAGGACAUGGCUUAAAUAUUUUUCUAAAAUCUAACAUCGUGUAGCUUUUAUUAAUAACACAAAAGGACACUGUAUUUUGGAUCGUCGUUGUAUUUUGUGGAGAUUUGGAUUAGUGUUUAUGGAUCAUUUAGCGUGUGAACGAGGCGGAUAGUAACCGUUACACAUCUGUGACAGGUGCAGACAUGCUGCGAUCUCUCACGUCCCUGAUGUUUUGCCGGAGGGUCCAACAGCUCCACGGCUUUCACUGUUCCUCUCUCAGUCUGGCUGAGAACACAGCCGCUGUAGCUGCACUCGAAAACCUGUCAGUCAACAUCUCGAAGAUCCGAAAGCUCAAAGGCUGGGUGUUGAACCAAAGCCCGGUUUAUGUGACUGAGACGGUGGCAAUGCUGCGAACCCUAGGCGCCGGGGACCUGCUGAUUUCUCAAGUGCUUCAACAGCACCCAGAGGCAAUUCUCUGCCCUCCUAAACAUUUAGAGGCUCAGAAGGAUUUGUGGAUGUCCCUCUGUGCCAGCCACAGCGAUCUUGUUAGGAUCAUUGAAAAGUUCCCAGCUUCAUUUUUCACCUUGGCAUUUCAUAUAGACCACCAAAAAAACAACAUCUUGUUCUUCCAGAACCUGGGCCUUAAUAAACGCGUCGUUGCUAAGCUCAUGGCGAGCGCCCCGCAGAAUUUCAGUAGAUCUGUUGAGCAGAAUGAGGAGAUGGUCCAGGCCCUUCAGAAAAUGUACUUGGAACUAGGAGGAAAUGAGACCAAUAUGAAAGUUUGGCUGCAUAAGCUGCUCAGCCAGAACCCAUACGUGCUUAUGAAGUCUCCAGAAAUGAUGAGGGAUACCUUCAGCUUUCUGCAUAAACAGGGUUUCAGCAGCAGUGAGCUCCUUCAGCUUCUAUCCAGACUUAAAGCCUUUGUAACGGAGCUUCACCCACAAUCUAUGGCUCUGACUUUGAGUUACUCGCAGCAAACUCUGGCCUGCAGUGACCCUGAGCUUCGACAGAUUGUGCUGCAGUGCCCAGCAUUGCUGUACUACUCUGUGGACGUUUUGACAGACAGAUUCAAAUGUCUCCUCAGUGCUGGAAUUAGCCUGCCGCAGAUCAUGCAGACACCAACAGUCCUGGAACUGACCACACAGAUUGUUCAGUAUCGCAUUCAAAAGCUGCAUUCUUAUGGUCAUGAUAUAAGGACAGGGAGUCUGGAGCUUAUCAAUGGCACCAAGAAAGACUUUGAAAUGAGCUGUGGGAAACUGCUUUUGAGGCGAGAGCGUCCUUUCUUUAACCCAGUGGCACCUGUAAGGACAGAUGAGUAAGAUUUCCUGAUGUGAAAAAGAGCUACGAGCUUCUAAUAAGCAGAUUAUGUAAAUAAAUGCAACAUCUGUAUA